Messenger RNA from Penicillium macrosclerotiorum, 4257 nucleotides. Its product is annotated as putative ABC multidrug transporter. The transcript has 2 exons. Gene Ontology annotation, cellular component: membrane. Gene Ontology annotation, biological process: transmembrane transport. Gene Ontology annotation, molecular function: ABC-type transporter activity; ATP hydrolysis activity; ATP binding. The coding region runs from base 1 to 4257 and encodes 1418 amino acids. Lineage: Eukaryota; Fungi; Ascomycota; Eurotiomycetes; Eurotiales; Aspergillaceae. The record is from RefSeq and is a predicted model, not a curated record.
AUGGAGGGCACCACCCAGCCCUCGUCCCUGAAUGGGUCGAUUGACAUCAAGGAUGGAACGGAGAGUGCUGCCACCGUCCUUGGAGAAGAGACCCCAAGGAAGAGCAGCCCUGUCCCCGGCCAGAUCAAUGACUGGAGUCUGCUUGCACAGGUUCAACAACAACAUGAACGUGACCUGGCGUCCGGAUUCAAGCGCCAGGAGCUCGGGGUUACCUGGCAGAAUCUGAAUGUCGAUGUCAUCAGCUCCGAGGCCGCCGUGAACGAGAAUGUGCUUUCGCAGUUCAAUAUCCCCCAGCACAUCAAGGAAUCCCGAAACAAACCACCGCUCCGCACCAUUUUGAAGAAUAGCCACGGCUGUGUCAAGCCUGGUGAGAUGCUCCUCGUUUUGGGCCGCCCCGGUUCCGGCUGUACCACUUUGCUCAAACUGCUCGCCAAUCGUCGUGGAGGAUUCAAGGCAAUCGAAGGCGACGUCCGGUUCGGUUCGUUGACCGCGGCGGAGGCUAGUAAGUAUCGCGGACAGAUUGUCAUGAACACUGAGGAAGAAUUGUUCUUCCCAACCUUGACUGUCGGACAAACCAUGGAUUUUGCAACCCGUCUCAAGGUCCCCUUCAAGCUCCCGGGUGGUAUCGAUUCCCCCGAGGCCUACCGCGAAGAAGCGAAGAAAUUCCUGCUCGAAUCGAUGGGCAUCGCCCAUACCGAAGAUACCAAGGUCGGCAAUGAGUACGUUCGGGGUGUUUCAGGUGGAGAGCGGAAACGUGUCUCGAUCAUCGAAUGUCUCGCAACUCGGGGAUCGGUCUUCUGCUGGGACAACAGUACUCGUGGGUUGGAUGCCAGCACUGCUCUGGAGUGGACUAAGGCUAUUCGUGCAAUGACCGACACUUUGGGUCUCUCAACCAUCGUUACUCUCUAUCAAGCUGGAAACGGAAUUUACGAACUUUUUGACAAGGUUCUGGUUCUGGAUGAGGGUGAACAGGUUUACUACGGACCCCGAAAUCAAGCCCGACCUUUUAUGGAAGAAGCCGGCUUCGUGUGCCGUGAAGGUUCAAACGUCGCCGACUUCCUGACCGGUGUUACUGUACCAACUGAGCGCCGGAUUCGCGACGGCUACGAAAACCGCUUUCCACGAUCCAAGGAAACCCUUCGGCAGGAAUAUGAGAAGUCACCGAUCUAUUCCACAAUGGUCAACGAGUAUAGCUAUCCAGAUUCCGAAGCUGCGCGUCAACGAACCGAAGAUUUCAAGGAAGGGGUGGCCUUCGAGACCUCUAAGCAACUCCCCAAAGGAAGCCCCCUCACUGUUAGCUUCACUGAGCAAGUCAAAGCUUGUGUUUCUCGACAGUACCAGAUCCUUUGGGGUGAUAAGGCAACUUUUAUCAUCAAGCAGGUCGCAACUUUGAUGCAGGCAUUGAUUGCAGGAUCUCUGUUCUACAGCGCACCUGAUAACUCAGGAGGACUCUUCGUGAAGUCUGGUGCUCUUUUCUUCUCAUUGCUGUAUAAUAGUUUAUUGGCCAUGUCAGAAGUCACAGACUCGUUCAGCGGUCGCCCGGUAUUGGUGAAGCACAAGGGGUUCGCUAUGUUUCACCCUGCCGCGUUUUGCAUUGCUCAAAUUGCUGCCGAUAUCCCGGUUCUCUUGUUCCAGAUCAGCAUGUUCUCGCUGGUCGUGUACUUUAUGGUCGGGUUGACGAUGAACGCCGGUGUUUUCUUUACUUACUGGGUUACAGUUUUUGUCACAACCAUGUGCAUGACAGCCCUCUUCCGUGCGGUUGGUGCCUUGUUUACUACCUUCGACGGUGCAUCAAAGGUUUCCGGAUUCCUCAUCGCCGCUCUCAUCAUGUAUACUGGUUACAUGAUCCAGAAACCAGAAAUGCACCCCUGGCUAGGCUGGAUUUUCUGGAUUGACCCGCUAGCAUAUGGUUUCGAGGCCCUGCUAUCGAACGAAUUCCACGGAAAGGUUAUUCCCUGCGUUGCCAACAACCUGAUUCCUUCAGGUAGCGGCUAUGAGGAUUCUGCCUAUCAAUCCUGUGCUGGUGUUGGUGGCGCAAUUCAAGGAAACACAUAUGUUACCGGUGAUCAGUAUCUCAGUUCGCUUUCUUAUAGCCAUUCUCAUGUCUGGCGCAACUUCGGAAUUAAUUGGGCUUGGUGGGUUCUAUUCGUUGUUGUUACCAUCAUUGCCACCUCUAGAUGGCAAUCACCCUCAGAGAGCGGAAGCUGUCUUGUGAUUCCCCGCGAACGUCUCGAUCAGCACUAUCAAAAUGCUCCCGUUGAUGAAGAAUCCCAGGUGCAGGAGAAAUCCAAGAAGCCCUCCGAUGGUGAUGCCCGCGACGAGAGCGAUAUCGACAACCAGUUGGUUCGCAAUACCUCUGUUUUCACUUGGAAGAACCUGAGCUAUACCGUGAAAACUCCCUCUGGAGAUCGCCUUCUUCUUGACAAUGUCUUUGGAUGGGUUAAGCCUGGUAUGCUAGGCGCACUUAUGGGAUCCUCUGGCGCUGGUAAAACUACUCUGCUUGACGUUUUGGCCCAACGCAAGACCGAUGGAACCAUUAAAGGAUCUAUCAUGGUCGAUGGUCGACCCCUGCCUGUGUCAUUCCAACGUUCCGCUGGAUACUGUGAGCAACUUGAUGUAUUGGAGCCCUUUGCUACUGUGCGUGAGUCGCUUGAAUUCUCCGCUCUGCUCCGCCAGAACCGUGAUGUCUCGCGCGAGGAAAAGUUGAAGUACGUGGAUACUAUUAUCGAUCUCCUGGAGCUCCACGAUCUGGCAGAUACGCUUGUUGGUCGCGUCGGUGCUGGUCUCAGUGUGGAACAGCGUAAGCGUGUGACUAUUGGUGUCGAGUUGGUGUCGAAGCCGAGCAUUCUUAUUUUCUUGGAUGAGCCUACUUCUGGCCUCGAUGGCCAGUCUGCUUAUAACACGGUUCGAUUCUUACGAAAGCUGGCCGAUGUUGGGCAGGCCGUUCUGGUUACUAUCCACCAGCCUUCUGCCCAGCUCUUCGCCGAAUUCGACACAUUACUUUUGCUUGCUAAGGGCGGCAAGACGGUGUAUUUUGGAGAAAUCGGUGAUAACGGUCAAACUGUUAAGAAUUACUUCAGUCGAUAUGGUGCCCCGUGUCCUCCUAACACGAACCCGGCUGAGCAUAUGAUUGAUGUUGUCUCCGGAAAUCUGAGCCAGGGUCGUGACUGGAAUCAAGUUUGGCUCGAGUCGCCCGAGCAUGGAUCAGCGGUGAAAGAACUUGAAGAAAUCGUUAAUACUGCUGCAAGCAUGCCUCCUGGUACCCAGGAUGAUGGUCAAGAAUUUGCUACCAGUAUCUGGGAGCAGACGAAGCUCGUUACUGCUCGUAUGAGCACCGCCCUUUUCCGCAACACUGACUACGUCAACAAUAAGAUGGCUCUACAUAUUGGCUCCGCUCUCUUUAACGGUUUCUCCUUUUGGAUGAUCGGUGAUAGCGUGGGCAGUAUGCAGCUCCGACUUUUCACUAUUUUCAACUUCAUUUUCGUCGCUCCCGGUGUUAUCAACCAGUUGCAGCCCCUCUUCCUUGAGCGACGUGCAAUCUAUGAACAACGCGAAAAGAAAUCCAAGAUGUACUCCUGGUGGGCUUUUGUCACCGCACUGGUGGUAUCUGAAUUCCCUUACCUCUGUAUCUGUGCUGUGCUGUAUUUCGUGUGCUGGUACUGGACGAUCGGUGGCGAAACUGCUUCAGACAAGUCUGGCCCAACCUUUUUCAUGAUGCUGCUUUAUGAGUUUGUGUACACUGGUAUUGGUCAAUUCGUCGCUGCGUAUGCCCCCAACGCCACAUUUGCAGCUCUGGUUAAUCCCCUGAUCAUCGGAACCUUGGUUUCCUUCUGUGGUGUUCUCGUCCCGUAUGGACAGAUCCAAGAAUUCUGGCGUUACUGGAUCUACUGGAUGAACCCAUUCAAUUACCUUAUGGGUGGGCUGCUGGUAUUCAACGUGUGGGAUACGGAAGUGAACUGCAAGGAGAGCGAAUUUGCCAUCUUCAAUCCGCCUAACGGCUCAACCUGCAUCCAAUACCUGGAAACCUACAUGCAGACUACCGGUUCUAGUAUGAAUUUGGUGAAUCCGGAUGCGACCGAGUCCUGCCGGGUGUGCGAGUACCGCAAGGGCAGCGACUAUUUACACUCACUCAACCUGAAGGAAUACUACUAUGGAUGGCGGGAUAUCGGCAUCGUGGCCCUUUUCGCGAUCAGCUCGUACUCCCUGGUGUACCUUCUAAUGAAGUUGCGCACAAAGGCCUCGAAAAAGGCCGAAUGA